GCAAUGUACAUGUUCUACGCCCUGGCAAUUGUGUGUGACAGCUGCUUUGUUCCAUCUCUGGAAAAGAUUUGCAAGCACCUGCACCUGAGUGAAGACGUGGCCGGCGCUACCUUCAUGGCGGCUGGGAGUUCGGCCCCUGAGCUUUUCACCUCUCUGAUUGGGGUGUUCAUCGCAAAGAGUGAUGUGGGAGUGGGAACCAUCGUGGGCUCAGCUGUCUUCAACAUUCUCUGCAUCAUCGGCCUCUGUGGACUCUUUGCAGCACACGACGUGGCCCUGACUUGGUGGUCUCUGUUCCGAGAUUCUGUCUCCUACAUCAUCUCAGUACUUGCUCUCAUUCUGGUGAUCCACGAUGAGAAGGUGUACUGGUUUGUGCGUCUGGUUCCCAGUUUUACUGAGGAAGUAGUGGUUGGAUGGAUGGAUAGAGCUGAAAACCAGCAAAAGACUACAUUUGCUCAGCUCUGGGAUUAUUUGUGA
Molecule: messenger RNA, 474 nt
Organism: Chiloscyllium plagiosum (whitespotted bambooshark)
Lineage: Eukaryota; Metazoa; Chordata; Chondrichthyes; Orectolobiformes; Hemiscylliidae
Source: RefSeq, a predicted model, not a curated record